UCAUUUGCAUUCAUCUGAGUGCUUCUCUGUUAAAACCUAAAUGCAUCAACUUCUAUAACUACAAUAAUACAACUGAAUUUAACCACCAAUUACUGACUUUAUUGGCUUUAUCAAAACCAGUAAAUAUGUAUCUAUCUUUAAUAGUCUUUGAACGUUAUUUGUUUUAGUUUUUGCAAAACAUUAUCGGCUUAAAUAUCAAUCUUUUUUUUUACUCAUAACAUCGAAAUCGACAUUAUAGCCCCCAAAAGGAUCAGGAUGUCUCCUCCUUAUUUUUUGGAUGUUGAACACUGUGUAACCCAUGGCUGGAUGAUGCCGACAGACCCUCCUCUGCUCAUUUCCUGCUGGCACCAUCACCUCUACACCCAGUUACAAUGGAUGGAAGAGGAGAUGGACCCCGCCAUGGUCAAAAUUUGGAUGGAGGAGGAGACAGAGGCCACAUGGGUCAAAAUCGGCCAAGAACACUUCCUGAUUAUCCAGGUGGAGAUCAGCCAGAAAUACGCCCGUUCCACAUGGUGAUGAUGGACUGGAGGGAACUCCUUUUAAACCAUUGGCCAGAGAUGGAUUUUGGAAUCAUUGUCAACAAUGACAAUAUCGACAAUGUUAUUGACAAUGUUGACAACAUAGAAGAUGCUGGUGCUCUGAUUCAAGUUGGCGUUGAAGUCAACCUGGGUUUAGAGCAAGAGGACCCACUGCCUGGAGGAUCUAGGAGGAGGCCAAGAGAGGAGGACGAAGACGAAUCAGAGGAGAGAAGCAGCAAACGCUACCGGUGGUGGGACGAGUUUGCUGACAGCAGCUUUGACAGUGCCUCUGACUGCUUCUCUGACUCUGACUAUGACAGUGACGAUGACGAUGACAUGGACGAUGAUGACUUUGACACUGAUGAUGCAGCUGCGGAGGAUGACGACCCGAUGCAAAGUGGAUCCCGAAAAAGAUCAAGGGAAGAGGAUCCCGAAGAAGAUGAAGAAAGAAGCAGCAAAUGCGUCCGGUGGUGGGACGAGUUUGCAGACAGCAGCUCUGACGAUGACUAUGACAAUAUUGACGAAAAUAUUGUCAAAUAUUGUCGUUGAAGUCAUCACCUAAGCAGCUGAGAUUGUUGACCCACUGCCUAGUGGAUCCAGCAAAAGGUCACGUUAGGGCAAUGAAUCAGGAGUUUGGGCAGGAAAUUAUUCUAAAGUUGAGAUACCUUUUUUUGAUACAAACAAUUAUGACUGACACAAACAGUGACUGUAACUCCCCAUCUACAUAGGUUUGACUGAGAAAUAUGUGCAAAUGACACUAGACUCCAUCACUCUUUUAAAAAUUACAAUAAUUAAACAAAAGAGCUUAGCUCCAUGGUAAAACUCCCAAAUCCAAGUAAGUCAACUAGCAGGUAAGAAAGGAAGACCUUAUGCCUACAGGAUCUAGGAAGUAGACAAGGUAAGACAAUGAAAAAGAGGAUAGGACAGGCAGGAAAUGACACAAAUGUUGAGUUGAAUUUGAUGACAAUGAUGACAGACACCAAUCCAACCCAACCGGUCAAGGCAGAUGGCCAACCACCUAGAGCCCGGUUCUGCUCAAGGUUUCUUCCCAUUAAAGGGGAGUUUUUCCUUGCCACUGUUGCCAAGUGCUUGCUCAUGGUGGAAAUUUUGGGUCCCUGUAAAAUAGAGAGUACAGUCUAGAUCUGCUCUAUGUGAAAACUGCCCUAAGAUAACUUAUGCUGUGAUUUGACACAAUGUAAAUAAAAUUGAAAUGAACGGAAUUGAAUGUUCCUUGGUUUGCAAUGAAACUUACCAUAGUGAAGAGUGGCAAACUAUAACGCCACCAUGACGCCAAACUUAAUCAAAUUUAAAGAACUUCUCCAGAAGAGAACCACAACACUGAACCCUUAAGUCAUCAUAUCAAACUUCCAGCAAGAUAUUUGUAAAAUAAACAUUUCCAACAAUGAAUACAUCAAAGACCUCAUACUGCAGCAAAGUCACUAAUGAACACUUAACUGCACACCCACAAUUUGCAGGCACCUCUUCAUGUUCGUGAGAGAGAUGUAAUAUUCAAGAUGAAAUAUACUGUAAUA
Molecule: messenger RNA, 2050 nt
Organism: Scomber scombrus (Atlantic mackerel)
Lineage: Eukaryota; Metazoa; Chordata; Actinopteri; Scombriformes; Scombridae
Exons: 5
Coding region: 372-1067 (231 amino acids)
Source: RefSeq, a predicted model, not a curated record